GCAUUGCAGCUUCUUAGUCUUGAUACUUGUUCUCAGGUUCGGUCUUACGACUUACGAGGGUGUUCGAAUGGCUGGUGUUUGCAAUGGUGCCACCGGAUUUACAGUACACCAAGGGGAACCAACUCGGGUUGUUCCGGCGGAAGAGGCAGAGAAGGGUCUUUAUUACCUUUCGAACCUUGACCAAAACAUUGCAGUCAUAAUGCGAACCAUUUACUUCUUUAAGUCAGAAUCUAAAGGGAAUGAAGAUGCCGUGGAAGUGGUUAAAAAUGGAUUGUCAAAGAUCCUUGUCCACCAUUAUCCACUUGCUGGGAGGUUAACAAUCAGCUCUGAAGGGAAGCUCAUAGUGGACUGCACCGGGGAGGGGGCGGUUUUCGUCGAGGCCGAAGCCGAUUGCGAACUCGAUGACAUGGGGGACAUAUCAAAGACCGACCCUAACAUUCUUGGGAAGCUGGUUUAUGAAGUUCCUGGUGCUCAAAACUUGCUUCAGAUACCUCUUUUGGUGAUCCAGGUGACUAAAUUCAAGUGUGGAGGAUUUUGUAUUGGGAUGAGCAUGAACCACUGUAUGUUAGAUGGAAUUGCAGCCAUGGAAUUUGUCAAUGGAUGGGGUGAAGUCACCAGAGGUUUGCCAUUAAAGACCCCUCCAGUUUUAGACAGAACCAUUCUGAAACCUCGAAAUCCUCCUACGAUCGAGUUCGAACACCAUGAAUUCGAUGACAUCAAAGACAUAUCAAAAACAAACAAGCUCUAUGAAGAAGAAAUGGUCUUCAAAUCCUUCCUGUUCGACUGCGAAAAACUUGGACACCUCAAGGAACAAGCCAUUGAAGAUGGAGCUUUAACCAAAUGCACCACAUUCGAAGUCCUUGCAGCGUUUGUCUGGAGAGCUCGAUGUAAAGCAUUAAACCUGGUUCCUGAACAACAAACAAAGCUCCUCUUUGCUGUUGAUGGAAGGCAAAGACUCAUCCCUCAACUACCUCAAGGGUUUGCUGGCAAUGGCAUUGUUCUAGCAUAUUCAAUAUCAACUGCCGGUGAGUUGGUUGAUAAACCUUUGUCAUUUGCUGUGGGGUUGAUCCAAGAGGCAGUCAAGUUGGCGAGUACUGACAGUUUCAUGAGGUCAGCCAUUGAUUAUUUUGAAGUGACAAGAGCUAGGCCAUCUCUGGAUGGGACUGUUCUCAUUACAACUUGGUCCAAGUUGUCUUUUUACUCCAUGGAUUUUGGUUGGGGAGAACCCAUUUCAUCAGGGCCUGCUGCUUUGCCAGAAAAACCAGUUGUUCUUUUCCUUCCUCAUCAUGAACACAAGAGAAGCAUUAAUGUACUGCUGGGAUUGCCUGUUUCAGGUAUGAAAGCAUUUGAAGGCCUAAUGCAGAUUUAAGUAAGGAAAAACAUGUUUUAUACAAAA
Hibiscus syriacus is the source of this 1396-nucleotide messenger RNA. Its product is annotated as omega-hydroxypalmitate O-feruloyl transferase-like. The record is from RefSeq and is a predicted model, not a curated record. Bases 68 to 1369 code for a protein of 433 amino acids. NCBI's taxonomy places the organism in Eukaryota, Viridiplantae, Streptophyta, Magnoliopsida, Malvales, Malvaceae. The transcript has 3 exons. Gene Ontology annotation, molecular function: acyltransferase activity, transferring groups other than amino-acyl groups.